Molecule: messenger RNA, 321 nt
Organism: Pyricularia pennisetigena
Lineage: Eukaryota; Fungi; Ascomycota; Sordariomycetes; Magnaporthales; Pyriculariaceae
Exons: 2
Coding region: 1-321 (106 amino acids)
Source: RefSeq, a predicted model, not a curated record
AUGCAUCCCUUUUUCCUUCUCUUCGCCGUGGCCCCUGUUACCGUUCUUGGUAGCAAUAUUACACUCGGCAGAGGUUCCCUCGGUGGACGAUGCUGCGAUAAUGGCACUACCGACGCUUCUGACAUCUGCUACCUCAUAGAUAUGAAUUCUUAUGGUUGCACGGAUGUGAGCAAUUCUGAAAAGCAUGGCUGCGACUCGGACCGGCUGAAAAACUGGUGGAUUGGACGCGAUGUUGUAUAUUUCGUUCCCGGCAGCGAAGUAAUUCACACUAAUCAAGAUAACCACGACUUGGAGAUUGGAUUCGUUGCAUGUGCAAAAUAG